This is a messenger RNA of Nothoprocta perdicaria, 871 nucleotides long. Its product is annotated as beta-centractin-like. NCBI's taxonomy places the organism in Eukaryota, Metazoa, Chordata, Aves, Tinamiformes, Tinamidae. The transcript has 7 exons. The record is from RefSeq and is a predicted model, not a curated record. The annotation marks the transcript as partial.
GGCGGGGUUCGCCGGCGACCAGAUCCCCAAGUACUGCUUCCCCAACUACGUGGGCCGCCCCAAGCACGUGCGCGUCAUGGCCGGCGCGCUCGAGGGCGACCUCUUCAUCGGGCCCAAAGCCGAGGAGCACCGCGGCCUCCUGGGCAUCCGCUACCCCAUGGAGCACGGCGUGGUGCGCGACUGGAACGACAUGGAGCGCGUCUGGCAGUACGUCUACUCCAAGGAGCAGCUGCAGACCUUCUCCGAGGAGCACCCGGUGCUGCUCACGGAGGCGCCGCUGAACCCCAGCCGGAACCGCGAGAAGGCGGCCGAGGUUUUCUUCGAGACCUUCAACGUGCCCGCGCUCUUCAUCUCCAUGCAGGCCGUGCUCAGCCUGUACGCGACGGGCCGCACCACGGGCGCGGUGCUGGACGCGGGUGACGGCGUCACGCACGCCGUGCCCAUCUACGAGGGCUUCGCGCUGCCCCACUCCAUCACGCGCGUGGACGUGGCCGGCCGCGACGUGUCCCGCUACCUGCGGCUGCUGCUGCGCAAGGAGGGCGCCGACUUCCGCACCUCGGCCGAGUUCGAGGUGGUGCGCACCAUCAAGGAGCGCGCCUGCUACCUCUCCAUCAACCCGCAGAAGGACGAGGCGCUGGAGACGGAGCGCGUGCAGUACACGCUGCCCGACGGCAGCACCCUGGACGUGGGACCGGCGCGGUUCCGGGCGCCGGAGCUGCUCUUCCAGCCGGAGCUGGUGGGCGACGAGAGCGAGGGCAUCCACGAGGUGCUGGCCUUCGCCAUCCACAAGUGCGACCUGGACCUGCGGCGCACGCUCUUCGCCAACAUCGUCCUCUCGGGCGGCUCCACGCUCUUCAAAGGUGCCCCCGCC